CAGAAGAACUCCAACUCCAGUUCUUGUAAAUCUCCCACUCCUCCUUUCUCUCUCACUUUCUCUGUCUUCCUCCUCCUCAGAAUGCCGAGCACGCUAGGAAGGAACUUAAAUCUCUGCUUCACAAAGAUCAAACGGCCACUGUUGACUCUCCAAUCCCCUCCCAUCGACGAUCACCGUUCUUUACCAACAACCACCUCCACCGCCACCGCCUCCGGCUCCGGCUCCACCGCCACGUCAUCCUCAACUCUGAUAAAAAACUUCAACUCCCUCUACGACGGAGACCACGCCUGCUUCGACUCCGCCACCACCUCCUGCUCCAUCAAGUCCUCCGAUCUUUCCACCUCCGAAACCGAAAACGACACCGACACCGCCGCCGACUUCGCCACCGUCUUCGCGUCCCAGCGGUUCUUCUUUUCCUCCCCCGGCCGCUCUAACUCCAUUGUCGACCAGUCCUCCUCCUCCUCCACGUCGUCUUCCUCGGACCUCCACGCGCCCUUCAAGCACAACAGCGUGGCGGUCCCCACGUACUCGCCUGACCCCUACCUCGACUUCCGGCGCUCCAUGCAGGAGAUGGUGGAGGCGCGCGAGCACCAGACCGAGGACGAGAGCGUGAAGAUCAAAUCUAACUGGGAGUUCCUGCAUGAGCUGCUCUUGUGUUAUCUCGCGCUCAACCCUAAGAGCACUCACAAGUUCAUCAUCGGCGCAUUUUCCGAUCUCCUUGUCAGCCUCCUCCCCUCCCCCAAAGAUCCCGACUUCACCGCCGGCGUCUGCGAGAUUUCCCGGUGCAGUUAAAUCAUGUGUGUUAUUAUGGAGCAGUAAAAUGUAAUACAUUAUGAGAUCAACUUUAUUCUUGUUAUGAAUCACAUCAAGCUUGUGACCUUGUCCGUCAUCUUCUCUGGUCCUUGUUUCUAUCUAUGCAUAUAUGGUUCUGACUUCUGAGUAGUUCAUUUCAGGUUCAAUAUUAUAUGUUAGAUUUUGUUGGGAAAAUGAAAAUUGGCAGUGUGUAGCACUGUAGCUUAUAACAAGGCUACUUAGCCUAGGCAGGCUGCAGGCUAGGUUGGGAAAGUGCAGGAAGUACAACCUCCUCCAAUUAUGAUUCAUGUUUUUUGUAGCAUGGGAAAAGUGGCAAUAAUGGAACUUUUUAGGCUUA
Rosa chinensis is the source of this 1150-nucleotide messenger RNA. RefSeq names its product transcription repressor OFP12. The transcript has a single exon. Lineage: Eukaryota; Viridiplantae; Streptophyta; Magnoliopsida; Rosales; Rosaceae. Bases 82 to 792 code for a protein of 236 amino acids. Gene Ontology annotation, biological process: negative regulation of DNA-templated transcription. The record is from RefSeq and is a predicted model, not a curated record.